Opisthocomus hoazin is the source of this 2163-nucleotide messenger RNA. The record is from RefSeq and is a predicted model, not a curated record. Lineage: Eukaryota; Metazoa; Chordata; Aves; Opisthocomiformes; Opisthocomidae.
AUGUCACUGGAAAGCACCCUCGCAGCGGCAGCAGCUGUCCGGAGACGCGCAGACCCCCGCGAGAUCAGCUACGAAGCUUCCCUGGAGACGCUGAGCCUGAAGCGGCUCUACCCCUCCUUCCUGCGCACCAUUCCCAGCGACAGGCAGCAGGUGAAGGCCAUCUUCCUGCUGCUGCAGCGGUUCGGGUGGACGUGGGUCACGCUGCCACAACGCACCAUCCCUACCCACGAGGACGCCAGCAGCCCGGAGCUCCACGACCUGGUCAGAAUCCUCACCGACGUGAAGGUCAACGUCACCGUCGUCUUCGCCAACAAACAUACCGCCCGCACUUUCUUCGAGGUGGUGGUCCAGAGGAACGUCACGGGCAUGGUGUGGGUGGGCUCCGAAGACUGGUCGCUAUCCCACAUCAUCUGGCAGGUGCCUGGCAUCCAAAGGAUUGGCUCGGUGAUUGGGAUGUCGGUCGAGGAGACGGAGCCCACGAUGCUGGAGCGCUUUGAAGCUUGGAAGACGGCAGAGGGAAGUGCCGGCAGCAUGGGGGCAGGCCGGGGAAGCGGAGGGAGCGCCCAGCUGGACUGCACCCCGCGCUGCACCAGCUGCCGCUCGCUUGCCGCCACCCCCGACACGUACGACGCCCAAGCCUCCUUCAAUGUGUACUCGGCCGUGUACACCGUGGCCCACGGCCUCCACGACCUGCUGGGCUGCGCCUCGGGGGUGUGCAGCAAAGGCACAGUCUAUCCCUGGCAGCUCCUACAAAAAAUCAAGCGCGUAAACUUCACCCUGAACAAGAGCCGCAUCUCUUUUGACGCCAACGGGGACAUUCGUAGAGGCUACAACAUCAUCAUGUGGAACUGGAGCGGCCCGAGCUGGGGUUUCGAUGUGAUAGGAACGUUCAGCAUGAACCCUGACCGGCUGAGCAUUGACCAGGGCAAAAUCCAGUGGCACACAAAAGAUCGCCAGGUACAGUUUUGCAUCCAGAUCCUGUUUAUUGCUUACUACCGAGCCAGCUACAUCCCCAACACCGCCAGCUCUGGGAUAUUUCCCCACAGCAGGCUGAAAAUGAGGGCAGAUGGAGGUGGGGAGAGGCGGCUGCAGCAGAGCCACCACCGAUGCUGCUUCAGCUGCAUGGCCUGCCCGGCAGGGACCUUCCUGAACAGAUCGGACCUCUACAGCUGCCAGCCCUGCGGGGUAGACGAGUGGGCCCCAGAGAGGAGCGAAGCUUGCUUCAACCGGACCGUCGAGUUCCUGUCCUGGUCCGAGCCCAUCUCCUGGGCGCUGCUGACCGCCACCGUCCUCCUCAUGCUGCUCAUGGCGGCACUGGCCGUCCUCUUCGCCCUGAACGCCUCCACGCCGGUGGUCAAGUCCGCGGGCGGGAAGAUGUGCUUCCUCAUGCUGGGCUCGCUGGCCUGCGCCUGCAGCAGCCUCUUCGGCUACUUUGGGGAGCCCACCCGGGCAGCGUGCCUGCUGCGGGGCCCACUCUUUGCCAUCAGCUUCACCGUCUUCCUCUCCUGCGUUUUCGCGUGUUCGGUCUGCAAGGAGGCGUUCAAGAGGCGAAUGGAGCUGCGGCUGCACAUGGUGUCGCACACGGGGGAGAUGCCGUACAAGUGCUCCUCCUGCGCCCAGCAGUUCAUGCAGAAGAAGGACCUGCAGAGCCACAUGAUAAAGCUGCAUGGCGCGCCAAAGCCCCACGCGUGCUCCUCCUGCGCCCAGCAGUUCAUGCAGAAGAAGGACCUGCAGAGCCACAUGAUAAAGCUGCAUGGCGCGCCAAAGCCCCACGCGAGGAAGACGUGCACAGGAGGUGGGGACCAGACCACCGUCCUACCAAACAGGUUCCUCCCUAAAAAGAAACUGAAGAACGGAGUCUGGUGGCAAGGGAAGCGUUACGGGGUGAAGGAGCGCCCAGUGAAAGGUGUCUCAACACACGCGGUGAGCUGCGAUGCUGCGGUGCCGCUCGACGCAACGCCUUUCCUCAGGGUUCACCUCCUGGGUCUCUGCGGGCAGAGAGGGGCCGAGGGACGCCGCAGCGGAGGCCUCGCUGUCUGCCGGCCGCGGUUCCACAACAGCUCCUCGCACGCUCACAGUAACUCCCUCUACGAUCAGUACGUUUUUGUUUCCAAGCACCAGUUUGCCUCUGCCUUCUCUCAAAGCAACACUGGUUCUGGAUAA